This is a messenger RNA of Aspergillus brunneoviolaceus CBS 621.78, 1039 nucleotides long. RefSeq lists its product as uncharacterized. Bases 225 to 767 code for a protein of 180 amino acids. Lineage: Eukaryota; Fungi; Ascomycota; Eurotiomycetes; Eurotiales; Aspergillaceae. The record is from RefSeq and is a predicted model, not a curated record. The transcript has a single exon.
UCAUCCAGAACACUCCAGACCGCCCCGGCAAAACCAACUGUACCUAAGGCAACUAGGACUAGGACUCUUCCAUCAGCAUCAUGGAUCACGCUGUGUCUCAUACCCCACAGAACCCGCGCACCUCGAUCCAUUCAUUCCAACUGAACUGAAGAACCUUGAAUAUCCCCAAUAUACCAAUAUCUCACUGGGCAAGCACAGUAAGACAGACCACCCCCCAGGGCCCGAUGGAAAAUCGGCACAGCCACCCCUUCCCCUGGCCCCCUCCAGUCUUACACUACCCAACCAGCAACAGCAACAACAACAACAACAACAACGACGACGACUCGAGAAAUAGUAACCUAAACCCCCCCCCAAGGCCGACACUACUUACAGCCUCGUCUGCCCGGCUACGGUCAACUCAACUCGUCCCUUCCAAGGGUUGUUUUACCCCUCCCUCCCUGCCUGUCAAGCUCCUCUUUUUCCCGGCCCCAUGUAUGCAGUAUGCAGUAGUACAGCAUCCCGCGACCAUCCUCAAACGUUGGGAGACACAUUGGCGAAGGAGCAAGUCUAGGCCCGGGGAAGGGCUGGAUGGACCCGGGACCCGACCCGACCCGACCCGACCAGACCCCCGUCCGUUGUUCGAGGCCAGUACCAGUACUAGUACAGCACGGAUCAUCCAUCCCAGCGAUCCCAGCCGGAAGCGGGGAACGGGGAACGGGGAACGGGGAACGAGGAACAUCCGCUAUUACUGUUACUUGGGAUGCGGCGGGAUGGAUGUGCAAGGGUAGCGAGGAAGACAGGGGAGUCGAGUCCGGUGGGCGAUCAGAGGCUAAUGCUCCUAACUAUGUCAUGGUAGUACCGGAUACAAUGCUGUGUUCCAAGCCCUCGUCGAAUCCCUCGACGGAUUCGAGCCGCGCCCUUCACGAGCACCUACACAAAUGCUUGGGAGAGCAGGCUAGAUCGGUCUAUGGGUAAGUGCAUAACGCGAUUGUGUGUGUAGCUAAAACAUGAAACCUAAGUCGAAAUAUGACCAAACGCCAGACCGGUUAUGCCCACCAGC